This is a messenger RNA of Macrosiphum euphorbiae (potato aphid), 465 nucleotides long. Lineage: Eukaryota; Metazoa; Arthropoda; Insecta; Hemiptera; Aphididae. The record is from the annotation of a GenBank genome assembly.
AUGGCUUUCAAGGAAAUUGCAAUGUUUUCCAGUUUGGUGGUGGUCACCAUCAUAAGUUAUAGUGUACUAGAAGGCAAUGCACAAUCAAUACAACCAUUAAUAGACCAAGAUUACAUGAAAGUAAAAGCCGCAUUGUAUGACUUGGGAGAAGUUGGAAUGAACUUGAUGGACGAUUCGCAGACAUUGAACGAUAUGCAAAGAGAAUAUUUUGCUGGAAAAGUCGAUUAUUCUGCUGUGGAAAGAGCAAGGAAUGAACUUAACAAGACCAAAAAUAAGUUGUUCCUAAAACUUAUAAAAUAUAUUUGGGCAACAAAUGAAUUUGAGCCUACAAUCAAUUAUCAAACCGCAGAUCCCCACAAACUUUACAAAACCAUGGACGACUUGGAAAAUUACAAAGAUAGCAUAGAUGAUAUGCAUGCCGAUCUUCUUAACGCAAUGUCCCAACCAACAGUCGUUGGAGCAUAA